This is a messenger RNA of Mirounga angustirostris (Northern elephant seal), 12166 nucleotides long. RefSeq names its product interferon alpha and beta receptor subunit 2 (gene IFNAR2). The record is from RefSeq and is a predicted model, not a curated record. Gene Ontology annotation, molecular function: protein binding; interleukin-22 receptor activity; type I interferon receptor activity. Gene Ontology annotation, cellular component: plasma membrane. The transcript has 8 exons. Gene Ontology annotation, biological process: type I interferon-mediated signaling pathway. The coding region runs from base 9085 to 10635 and encodes 516 amino acids. NCBI's taxonomy places the organism in Eukaryota, Metazoa, Chordata, Mammalia, Carnivora, Phocidae.
AUCCCUGCUCCGGGGCUGGGCCACAAGGGGAACCCGGUGCCAGUCGAUGCUGGAGUUUCGACCGGGAGAAAUCGGCCAGUUAAAGCAUCAACACACUUAGGUGGUUAGCGGCGGCUUUAUUGAGCAACUCUCGGAAUCCCGGCUCAUUCAUUCAUUCAUUCAUUCAUUCAUUCAUUUGAUUUUAUUUACCCAUUUGACGAGAGAGAGAGCACAAGCAGGGGGAGCGCCUGGCAGAGGGAGAAGGAGAAGCAGGCUCCCCAGGGAGCAGGGAGCAGGGAGCCGGAUUCGGGGCUGGAUCCCAGGAAUCUGGGAUCAUGACCUGAGCCCAAGGCAGACGCUGAGCCACCCAGGCGCCCCUCAUUUUUUUCUUUUAAUAUUUGUUUGAUUUCCUUGCUUUUGUUUGGGAAGAAGUCUAAAAGCUAGUAUAACAGGCCAGAGGGGUCGGAUCUGAGCCAGACUGAGCAGGGAGGUGCAGAAGCAGGCUCAGGGAACCUGGAGUCCAGCCACGCUCCCCAGGCAUCCUACUGAGCCUGGCGGCUGAGAUACUCAGGCCAUGCCCUGUCCCACACCUUGGCAAAGUUUCUAAGUACCCUCCCUUCCUCUCAACUUGCUGUUCAGGUUUGGGGAACAAAGCGGUGGAAACAGAGGCCACACCGAAAUCUGCCCUAAAGAAAACCAUUUUUUAAACUCUCCUAGCCGUUUGGGCUUCGUUGAUAAGGUUUGACCUGUUUGUUCCAGGAAACGGCUUGAACUUUCAAGUUCUUUUUUUUUUUUUUUUUUUAAAGAUUUUAUUUAUUUAUUUGAGAGAGAAUGAGAGAGAGCACAUGAGAGGGGGGAGGGUCAGAGGGAGAAGCAGACUCCCUGCCGAGCAGGGAGCCCGAUGCGGGACUCGAUCCAGGGACUCCAGGAUCAUGACCUGAGCCGAAGGCAGUCGCUCAACCAACUGAGCCACCCAGGCGCCCGAACUUUCAAGUUCUAUAGUUCACAAGCUGGCUUUCCAUUUUUUUAAAACGUCAAAAAUCUGCAUGGCUCUUUUAUUCUUACCCAAAUUUCCUCUAAAGUUCCUCAUGUAUUUAUUUAAAAAUUAAAAUCUCCCUGAAAUUUGGUUCCUGUGAUUUGACAAACGGUAAUUUGUCUAAAAAAAAAAAAAAUUAAAGGGAUGCCUAGGUGGCUCCGUAGGUUAAGCAUCUGCCUUCAGCUCAGCUCGUGAUCCCAGCAUCCUGGGAUGGAGCCCCUCAUGGGGCUCCUUGCUCAGUGGGGGGCCUGCUUCUCCCUCUCCCUCUCCCUCUGCCUGCCGUUCACCCUGCUUGUGCUCUCUCUCUCUCUGACAAAUAAAUAAAAUCUUAAAAAAAAUUAGAACCACAACCCCAGAGAUAGUCUUAGAGGUGACACUUUUAUUAAAAUAUAUAUUUCAUCCCUCCCACUUGCACUCAGAGCUGGAUUAACUCAUUUUCCUGUUAUAUUUACAAACCUUCAAGCUACUGAAGAAUCCAUGGCAUUUAUCUUUUUUGACAACAGUCAUCGUAUGUCACCAAAACUAAAAUGCCAAGAUGCACUUUUAUUUUAUGUAACCAAGUAAGAAAAACACACAUUCUGAUUUCAGAGAUGUUGUGAUAUAAGAAAAAAAUGUGCAUUUUAUAAUCUGUAAAAUGUAAUCUGAGCAGAAGCAGAGCCUGACAGUAUUUUCCCUGAGGACUCUUCAUUCCUUUCAAGAGUGAAACUGGUUGGUAUGCAAUUCAAGAAGAAUAAAGGAAAACUAGUUAGUUGAGAGAGCUGGUGGGCUGAAGUAAGAGUCCUGAGAAGAGGAAAAAAGAUACAGAGUAGUUGAGAGCCACUGAACAUUUUCUCCAGAGCGAGCAGGAAAAUGAGGACACUUAGUUUCCCCAUAAGCCCAGGUACAUGGGAAAGAGAAUUGUAAGCACUGUUCUUGUUCUUGUUGUUUUAAUUAUGAGGGUUUUUUUAAUAUAUAGUUAAAAUUUGGGGCACCUGGGUGGCUCCGUGUGUUGAGCAUCUAACUCUUGGUUUCGGGUCAGGUCCUGAUCUCAGGGUUGUGGGAUCGAGCCCCAAGUGGGGCUCCGAGCUCAGCACAGAGUCUGCUUGGGAUUCUCUCCCUCUUCCUCUCCCUUGCCCCCUCCCUCUCUCUCAAAUAAAUAAAUAACAUCUUUAAAUAUAUUUAAAAUUUUAGUGUACCCCCCACCAGAAACCAUACUGGUGAGUCAACAACAAUCUUAAAAAGGCUCCCUAAUAAACAGGACCUUGGCAUACUUGACUUUCUCCUUCUCUGACAAAGGGGCAGUGGUCAGAGGCCAUGAGAUGGGGAAAGUCAGCUGGGCGAGUGGGAGCAGAGACAGCCAGUGCCAGAAUCAGGAGAACCAGCCAGAGGCCCAGUGGUUGACCAACCCUCCCUCACCUCUCCACCAGAGGCAGGGAACAACAUCUUCCAGGAGAAAGCAGGGCCCGGGUAUCCUGACAUCUGGCUCUCCCUUGACUGAGCUCCCCCCAUCCCAGAGCCAGUCCUUCAGGCUCGGGAAACUGCCCAGUCUUUACAGAACAAACUGGAAUCAGGUGUGGAAGUUAAGGAGGCAAGGAGGUUAAGAUUUCACUCCACUGUAUCACAGUAACAGAUGACAAAGCCAUCCAAGUACCAGCAAGGUGACCAGAAGUGGUUGGGGGAGGGGAGAGGGUAGGGAGGAGGAAAGGAAGAGAAAAAAAAUGACAUAGCUUGCAAGGAGUCUUACUAAAAAAAUCAUAUGACUCCUGGGUUAGGAGAAAAUUUCUUCCAAUAGCCUUAUAUCCUACAACUUGAUAAAAAUAUGAGUUCAAUAGAAUAAACUCAAAGACGAGACUAUUUUAAAGUGGGAUGGAACAGGAGAUUGCAGACUUAAGGGGGUAAAUUGAGCACCAUGGGAACAUAAUCACAGAAGUCAGAAGUAAGAAUAGAUGCUGCUGAAAGUAAAAGCAUUUUUAAUAGAGAAAAGGUUUGAUUCAAGCCAGUGAAUGCAAAUGAAAAGAAAGAUCAAGUUAAUUAGGAAGAAUCUGAUGUGGAAGAUAAACAAAGCACGACCAAGCAUUAGGAUAACUGGGAUCCCUGAGAUACAGAAACCAACAAAUGGGACAGAAAAUGCAUGUAAAGGUAAGAGAAAAGAAAAUUUCUUGAAAUGAAGAAAAAAUGGUCUCUAGGCCAAAAGAACAUUUUCCAGGAAAUUGCCACCUUCCAGGAGAUUUUCCUAUGGGAAUGCUCAGCAGCAAGAUACCUAAAACGAUUUAAAAAAUGUUUUAAAAGGACAGAAUUAUUUAGGAAUCCAAGAAGAAAAAGUAAACAAAAGAGGGGCAAACCAAAUCAAGCUGGCCUCAGACUCUCUAGUGCUUAAAUGCUAGAGUAUGGGGGUGCUGAGAAGUGUUCUAAGUGGAGGACACUGUCCCCAGGAGGGCAUUUUAUCCAGCUAAGAUGUCAUUCGAGGUAAAAGUCAAUUGACAGACCUUCUCAAAUAUGAAAGAGCCAAGGGAAUUCAAGACCCAAUGAGCCCUCUUUGGGGAAAAACUGCUGGAUUAGAAAAAUCCAGCAAAUUAGCAAAUUAAAAGAGAAAUCAAAAUAAAGAACCCAAGCGUAGAGAACUCAUGCUCGAAAGGAUUGUUGGUGACUAUUGAUUGAAAUGCAGAAUUAAUGCCAGACAGCUUUGGAAUUGUAGGUAGAAUAAAAUGUGAUUAUUAUAUCAAUCUAGACAUGAUAAACAAUAAAGCAAAAAAAAAAAAGAAAGAAGGAGGUAGGGAGGAAGAUGGGAGGAAAAGGAGAAGAGUAAAUUUCUCUAGUUUGAAAGCAUGGAUCAAUAAAUAUGGUUUAAUAGUAAAAGAUGCUGUGAACAGAUAAUCCCCCAACUUCCUAAUUCUUCUUCUAUAACUUUUUUUUUUUUAAACAUUAGUAGGCUAUCUUAGGAAGUUAUUCUUUCCUAAAGAGAAAAAUAAUUCAAGUUGCCACAAUUCCUUCAGGUUUUUUUUUUUACCCCAAGUACAGUUAAAUUUAGACAGAAAUGCUGUCUGUGUGUGUGUGUGUACGUGCAUGCAUGUGCACGCAUGCAUGUGCAUAGAAAGAUCUCUGGGAUUAUGUUCACCUGUUAAUGAUGGAAAUAUCUGGAUGCUGGAAUUUGCACUUUUAUACAUUCUUAAUUUUUUUAAUGAGCACACAGAAGAAGUGCUACAGAAACAAGAAAGACAUUUGAAACAUCAACUAAAAACAAACAUGCCAAGAUAUUAACAAUGGUUGAUGCUGGGCGGCAGAAAUAAGGAUGCUUGUUACUUUCUCCUUUCUACUUUUUUGUAAUUUUUUCCUAAUUUCCGGGGGGGGUGGAAUUACAUAAUUGCAUUUGUGUAAUAUUUCUGAAUCCAGUCCAUUCAUUACUCAUUGGCGACCAAAGAGAGACCCUUAUGUUCUCCACCAGGAGACAGGGAGGCAGGCUCCCUGAGGGCUGUCUGUCUGUUUAGGAGGAGUUGGAAUUCAGGCAAGCAUUACUUCACCCCAUAGGGUCCAACUGAGCAGAGUCCUGAAAAUCAGCCAUGUUGAGGGAUCAGAGACAAGGGUCGCUCCAGGAGGAAUGGGGAGGAGAGCCAGAGCUGGGUGAGAGGCACCCCGAGCUGGGUGCUUGUGCAGGGCAUUGGCUCCUGGGAAAGCUGGGGAGGCUGAGGACAGCCUUGAAUUCAACCCAGGGCGCUUGAUGCCUUGUUAGAGGACAGUGAGCCACAGACCGUGCAGGGCCUGGAGCAAAACAGAAAUGCAGAACCCCCAUGUUUACAGAGCAAGAGGUACAACUGAAGGCCCUAAACUAUAAAGCUGUUUCUUGUCUUCCAUUGUCUCUGUCUCUCAACUUGUCACUUGCAUAUUUACCGUUUAAUGUCGUCCUGAGUAAAAAAAAAAAAAAAAAUUACAUUAAUAGGAAUUUCCCCCAUUCUACUUUAUAUUGUGCAAAACCAGAUCUAAGAGCAUUUCAUUCGCAUGGGGGAAUCAUUGAAUUAUACAAUUGGCAUCUCAGGGAACAUUUGGAGAGGGCACCUCGAACUAGCCAGAAGAGACAAACGCAGGCCAAACUCAGGAAGGAGAAGGGGGUUCCCCAGGCACACAGCCCCAGAAACAUUCCCUUAUGCCCAGGGGUAUGGUAGGGGCCAGUGCAGCUCCCGGCAGGUGCCCAAUGCCACUCCGCCCCUUGCGACUCUGGGCACAUGUGCCUUAGGGCCUGAGGGAUGCUGGGAUCCCCCUCCUGCUAGCCGCCCUGCACCCCAGUUUGGGGUGGGCUCUGGGGAAGUCCAGCCCUGAAUCCCUCCUGCCCAAGGACCUGCUGUCUCAACCCACUGCAUACUAGCAAUGUCCAAAGGUCUUUAAACCUCUGCCCUUGGACAUGCUAGGUACCUGGAUCAAGGCUGACCUAGAUGCCCACCCCCACCAGUCCAGCUAGCUGCCCCCCUGGGUGAGGCAGGGCAUGGCCAGCCUGGGGGAAGGGCAGCUGGCCCCCUCCUGUCUAACACACCAGGAGGGCAUCCAGGCAACACGAUGUGACCCAGCUGCCAUCCCCACACCAAGUUCAUCAGGGUAGAGAGAGAGGCCAGACAGGGCCUGGGACCCCAUCCCACAGGGGAAGGGGGGCGAGACCAAGUGUGAGCUGAGGCUACCAGCUCACCGUGUGUCCCGCUGUCCCAUCAGACUUCACUAACAAAACACAAGUUCAAAGAUAAAAUUAUUAAGAAUUUCAGGACAGCCACGGGAGAGCAGUAAAGUGAGUGUGGAUCCCUUCUGCUUGUGAGACCCAGGACCCCAGGACGGGGUGGUGGGGGAGGAGCGAAGCCAGCCCUGGCUGGCUAGGAGAUGAGAGUGACAAUAGCUAUGCUUUAGGAAGGCUGAUUGGUAAUCAGGGAGUUUCCAGGCACUUAAUUAAACAAUUCCAGGCAGGAUGCAGAGACAGGAAAACAGAUUUUCCCAACAACCAGGAAUCUAGUUAUUAGACAUUGGGUUGGAAGUGGGGUAUGGGUCAUCAGGAACAAAGAAGCAGAGGAGACAUCCCCUGGCCCAUAGAGGGUGAGGGACUUAUAAUUGUGUAAUUUUGUGUGUGUGUCCGCCGCGGAAGAAACCAAGUGUUCUAUAGAUGCGAACAAAGAUGAAGAUGUACCACCAUCAGGAAAAGACAGAGGGGCGAGGGGCCACAGGGCAGAUGGUCAAGUGCAAGGGAGUGUCUCUCCCCACCCUUCCAUGUGGCAUUCUACACUCUAGAUGUGCCCAGCAUCUUAGGGAAUGUCCACAACCAUGCAGGCCCUCUGCUGGGGAGUAAAGGUGGUAGACAAGGUCACACGUCACAACGAUCUCUAUAGAUGUUCUAAAUGGGCACAGUAUAGUGGGGUAAUUUAUAGGCAGAGGUGCCUAGACAUCUCAUGGGUGGUGGAGUCUUCAGCAGGGACAGUAGUUUUAACCUGGAAUGUCUUGGAUUCCUCCAGGAGAGCACCUUGGGUGGGACCUGUUACCCUGAUAAUCAAGAGGACUUUCUUAAUUUAUUUUGAGCUCAAACUCAAGUCUGCCACUUUGUGGUCCUUUUUCAGUUUUCACUUGGGGCUUGAUGUUGCUACAGUGUUGGGGGGGACAGAACACCCAGAAUCGAUAGGGCCCAGUUGCUUGGGUGGAGACAAAAGCCCCAAGGCAGAGAAGGAACAAGGCCCAUUGAGGGGCAGGGGGGAGAGGGCUCCAUAAAAUUCACGAAGAAUUUCUCACCGUAGAGUGAGGAACACUUUCGGACUAUGACUCAAAAUGCAGAUGCCAAGAAAGAAAAUAGCUUUAAAUCUAAAAACCUAUAUAGAACUCAGAAACUAAUGCAUGAAUUUUUUUUUUUUUUUUAAGCCAGCAUGAGGGACACCUCGGUGGCUCAGUUGGCUAAUCAUUUGCCUUCAGCUCGGGUCAUGAUCCCAGGUUCUUGGGAUCAAGUCCCUAUAUAUAGGGCUCCUUGCUCAGCGGGGAGUCUGCUUCUCCCUCUGCCUGCCACUCCCCCUGUGUUCUCUGUCUCUGACAAAUAAAUAAAAUCUUAAAAAAAAAAAAUCAGUUUUCUGAUUCAUAUUUUUUAAAAAAUAAAAUAAAAUAAAAAAAUAAAGCCAGCAUGAGCAAAUCAAAGGGCGGGUUGACAACAGAGGGGGAAAAGACAAAGUGAUUUGUAUCAUAGACAAAGGGCCAGUUUCGCUCAUAUUUUAAAAGUUCCUGCAGACAAACCAAUAAGAAAAAAAGCUUCAACUCAGUAGAAAAUGAGCAGAGGUACAAACAGUUAACAAGAAAGGAAAUGCAAGUGACUCUUACAUGUAUGAAAACAGACACUAACUCAGAAUAAGAGAAAUAUAAAUUUGUAUUAGUCUGAAGAACAUUUUUUAUUUAUGAAUUUGAUUUUUAAAAGUCCAAGAGCGGGGCGCCUGGGUGGCUCAGUUGGUUAAGCAUCUGCCUUCGGCUCAGGUCAUGAUCCCAGAUCCUGGGAUCGAGCUCCGCAUCGGGCUCCCUGCUCAGUGGAGAGUCUGCUUCUCCCUCUCCUUCUGCCCCUCCCCCUGCUCAUGCUCUCUCUCAAAUAAAUAAUCUUAAAAAGAAUAAAAUAAAUAAAAAAUCCAAGAGCUUGAUGGCAGCCUCUGUGAAGAGCUUGUGGCGGAAGGAAAAAUUCUCACAUAUCACAGGUAGUGGUGCACGUCAUACAGCGAUGAGGGCAAGAGAGUGGCCAUUUCUAUUCACAUUACAAGUGCAGAGCCCCUCUGUGUCAGGUGUCUUCCAUCUACCCCUCCAGACCCAGCCUCCCCACUGUCACCCCUUACUUUGCUCUGGGAUCCUGUCUUGUUAGGGUGCAGCUACCAGCGCCCUGGUCCUAUGACUUCUGAUUGGGAUCAGCCAGUGACGAGCCCCAAGUAAGAGAAGGGAAGAAAAACAGUGAAGGGUAUUUACCCUCCCAUCCCCUGCCACUUCCCUGCACUAUCCUUUUGGGCUCUCACAGGAUUUCCUCCUCCCAAAUUCCAGCACCUUCCCUUUGCCCAAGCGCCACUGGGUAACGGCCCCACUGUUAUUAGCUCCAGGUACUAUCUUCUUCCUUUUUGUUUGCCUACAUCCUGCUCACACAUUUGUAAAUAGUCCCCUGAUUAAAGUCUUUCUCAAAAUAUCCUAAUUCAAAUAUCUUUUUCCUGCUGAGACCCUGAGUGGUAUGACCUUUUGCCUGUAAUCCUACUCCUGGAAAGUUUUUCUACACUUAGACUUGCACACAUGCAGAAUGACGUGUGUCCAGGAUAAUCCAUUGCAGAAAAGACUGGAAGCAACUCAGACAUGUAUCAUGGGGCCUGAUUACCUAAAUGGUAGUGUGUCCAUAGAGUAGACUACGCAACUGCUUUUUAAAAAAACAAGGAAAUGCUCUUGGGUGCUGAUGUCAAAAGAUCUCCCAAAUAUAUAUCGUCAAGUAGAAAAAGCAGGAGUAGGACAGGGAAUGUAUAUCUUAUCUCUUGUGUUAAAAAAGGGGGAGAAAUGAUAUAUAUUUGGUUUUGCUUGUGCUUAAAGAUAUUCUGAAGGACUCAUCAAAGAAUGAAUAAAAGUAGUUUUCUGAAGGAAGCAAGACCCUUUGCUAUUUACUUUUGUGUGUUUUUGGAAACAGAUAACUCUGUUGCCUAUUCCAAAGUUAAAUUUAAAACUUCUCCCUGGGGGCUCCUGGGUGGCUCAGUUGGUUAAGCGUCUGCCUUAGAUCCCAGGGUUCUGGGAUAGAGCCCCACAUCAGGCUCCCUGCUCAGCGGGAAGCCUGCUUGUCCCUCUCCCCUCUGGUCAUGCUCUUUCUUGCUAUCGCUCUCUCAAACAAAUAAAUAAAAUCUUAAAAAUAAAAAUAAAAUAAAAUAAAUAAAACUUCUCCCUGACUAGACAGGAAAUUGGUCCCAGGUCCGGCUCCCAGGAGGGCAAAGGAAUCCUAGAAGUGGAAACAUCCUGCUCCUUUCUUGUCCUGUCUUCGUCUACUUUUAUCUUUGUCACUUAAUUACAUGCUUUAGCAUUGGGAUCACCUAAUAUCGAUUUCCUUUCAGAUGUGAAAGUAAAGAAAAGACUUAAUAACCAAGAUGCUUUGGAGCCAGAAUGCUUCCCCGAUUAGAUCACAGAACCUGUGUCUCGUGGUGUGUAUCAGCCUUGUGUUUGGUGUGUUAUCUUCGUUGCCUGAUUUAUCAGAUAAAUCUUGCACUUUCAAGGUGACGUUACACAAUUUCCGGGUCAUCUUAUCGUGGGAAUUAAAAAACCAUUCCAUUGUACCAGAUCACUAUACAUUACAGUACACAGUUAUAAGUAGACCAGACCAUGUGAAGAUUGUGGAGCACUGUUCAAAUAUCACAGCAUCAUUCUGUGACCUAACAGAUUUGUGGGAGGUCCUGCCUGAGACGUACGCCGUCACAGUUGAUGGAUUCAGAGGGAACACAACGCUGGUCACGUGUUUCAUCGAUUUCUUCCUGGCAACACACAUAUCUUUAGAACCACCAGAGUUUGAUAUUGUUGACUUUACGGACCACAUUAACGUCAAUGUGAAUUUCCCACCUGUCAUUCCCAAGAUACUAGAUGGAGAAGUAUUACAGUUUUACUUAUCACUCAUCAUCGAAGAACAGUCAGGGGGGAUUGUCAAGAAGCAUAACCCCACACUAAAUGAAAACAUCACUGGAAAUUUCACUUACGUCAUCGACAGGUUACUUCCAAACACAAACUACUGUAUAUCUGUUUAUUUUAAGCCUAGAAAUCUGGGAGCAAUCCAUAGAUCUCCAGUAAAAUGUACCCUCCUUCAACCUGCACAGGACACAGGGUCAUCAGAAUCUGCCAAAAUAGGAGGAAUAGUUACUAUGUUUUUCAUAGCUGCUGUCUUCAUAAGCACCAUAAUAAUACUGAAACGGGUUGGUUAUAUAUGCUUAAGAAGUGAUUUCCCCAAAGUUUUGAAUUACAACUCGUCAGCCUGGGUAUUCCCUGAGAUGCCACCAGUGGAAGCAGUGGCUUUCGUGGAGGUGAUUCACGUUAACAGGAAGAAGAAGGUGUGGAAUUACAAUUACGACGACGAGAGUGACAGCAAUGAUGAAGCCACAGACCCUGUGACAAGCACCGGUGGCUAUACCAAGCAUGGGCUAAUGGGUGGGCUUCUCCGUCCCACCUCUGCCUCCUUGGCCACGUGCGGGGACUGCCUGGAGCCCAACACUGAGGAGGCUGACCUGUCUGAGCAGGACUCUGAGCCGCUGAUGACACCAGGGCCCUGCCCCAGGUGGUCGGAAUGCGCAAGUGGGGCCUACAAGGGGGGAGGGAAGCUGCUACAGGACCCCCUUUCCGAGGAGGACAGCAGCUCCAUGGAAGAGGCUGGGGACAAAAUUACCUUCAAUGUAAAUCUAAGCUCUGUGUUCGUGAGCGCCCUCGAUGAUGACUCAGAAGUCCCUCCAGGGUUACCAAGUUUUCCAGAAGAGACGUUCGACCUCGAGGAUUCCCAUCAACUGGAAACAGGUUUUCUGGCGGCCCACGGGGAAGGGACACAGCCACCCUCCCCCACCCCCUCUGCAGAGUGCCCGUGGCCUGAAGAUGUGCUUUCUGAUAAAAGUGACAGUUCUGAGUCAGAUGUUGACAUCAGGGACGGCUAUAUAAUGAGAUGAACCCCCAGAAUAUUUAAUGAACGUGGAAUGACCAAUACCUUCAUGGUUUCCCCCCCUGCACUGCCACUUCUCCCUUGUGGUCUGCAAUGUUCCCAGGGAAAGUGUUGGAGACUUCGGCUGGCUCCUCCGGGGCGGGGGGGCGGGGGGGGGGGGGUUCCUGGUGAUGGCAUCUAUGCAAAUUACCAGUGUGGGAGAGGAGUCGGAACCGGAACCAGACCUGCGGAUCCUUCAGUGCCUUGUUUACAUGUGGUUUGCAGGGGUGGUCCAGGGCCCUGCAAGAUUUCUGGGAAAUAAUGAAAUUAGCCAGGGUGGGAGUGGGGAAAGAAAAGAAAGACACUCAGCGGGGUUCUGAGCAGGUGCAGGAGCAGUCUGCAGUGUUGAGUCCAGCAGGCUCAAGGAAGGAGCCAGAAAGCAGGCAGGAAAAGAGAAGGAAGGGAAGGCAGCCGGAGGGAAAGGCAGGGGACCCACAAAGAAACAGAAGCACAUCUUGGAAGGAGGGAAGGUCCAGCCCAGUCUAGGGCUCCUCCCACAUGUAGUAUUCUGUCAUCUACACUCAGAGAAUUUGGCUCUCGGCCACUUGGCCAGCCCUCCUCAAUCUGAGUGAGGAAGACAAACUCACACACAUCAGUAACUCUAGCGUCAGGCAGGUGACUAAUAGGAAACAUUUGCAUGAGAGAGGGGGAUAGAAUCUCAGUGCCAAAUUUUAAAAUAAAAAAAAAAAAAAACGAGAACAAAUGGAAAAUUGUUUCAAAGUCUUCAGAAGAGAUAAGUCACAAAAUUUCUGGAGAGCCUAUUUAACAAUUUAAGAAGUGAUGUGUGCACUGAUUCCAAGUGUCCUAUGUGUGACCAAAGUUCCUGUGUUGGAGGGGGAGGGAGGGAAGUUCUAGAACAUCAUGUAGCAAACCACACAAGAACUGGGACUCAGGUCUGACUCUGCUGCUCUUUCCCUGUGUGACCCUGGGUACUUUGCUUAGCCUCUCUGAGACUCAGUUUCUUCAUUUAGGAAAUAAAGGGAUUGGACUAGGUAAUCUCCAAGAUCCUGUGGUGCUAGGAGAAAUAUUAGAAAAUACAUAGGAAUGAAGACUCUGGUGGAGGUGCUACAACCCUGAGAAGCCCCCAGGGUGAACCAACUCUAUGGGACCUCCUAUCUCAUUCCCCUUGCCCCAAGAGCAGGCUUCUCAGACCUUUCUUCUAGAUCAAUUCAAAAGGGGGAAAACAACUAUUAUGCGUCCUAGUUCAAGGACUUUGAAGAGAUUGUUUUUAUGACUGUUCAAAAGUAACUCAAAAGAGGGAUGUGAGAGGAGAAGGGAUUAUUUAAUGACAUGAUGAAAUUCCAUAGGAAGGGGACCUUUUCGUGUGACCAGUUCAAUUCUCUGCCCUCUUAAAUCAUCUCUCAUAUUUUGAAAGCUUUCCAGAGUGAUCUUUUGGAAUACCCUUUUUAUAGCUUUUAUGCGUGUGUGUGUUUUAUAUUUUGUAUAAUUGAAGCUGGUGAAGGAUAAAUACUUUUUAAUAAAACUUGGUUAUGUCCUCA